AUGACUUCCCUCGUUGAGAAGCCUGCCAACGGUGCGCCGAAAGAUAGCGUCGGCGUCGUGAAGCUCGACCCCUGGCUGUCGCCAUUUGAGCAAGUAUUGCAACGUCGCUAUGCCAAAGCCCACGAAUGGAUCGACCGCUUAAACAAGACCGAGGGUGGUCUUGACGUAUUCUCCAAGGGCUCAGAGAAGUUCGGUCUCAACGUUGACAAGAAUAAUAAUGUCGUUUAUCGGGAGUGGGCGCCGAAUGCGACCGAAGCCUUCCUCAUUGGCGAUUUCAACAAUUGGGAACGGGGGACUCACCCCAUGAAAAAGAACGAGUUUGGUGUUUUCGAGAUCACAGUCCCAGCAAAGGAUGGCAAGGUUGCUAUCCCCCAUAACUCCAAGAUUAAAAUCUCUCUUACCCUUCCCAACGGCGAACGCGCGGAUCGACUACCGGCCUGGAUCAAGUACGUCACUCAAGAAUUGGCGGUAUCUCCUGCAUACGAUGCUCGAUUCUGGAAUCCCCCCGAGUCAGAGCGAUAUAAGUUCAAGCACACGAGGCCGAAGCAGCCUGAGAGUCUCCGGAUCUACGAAGCACACGUCGGCAUCUCGUCACCCGAGCUUCGCGUAGCCACUUACAAGGAGUUCACCAAGAACAUGCUUCCGCGAAUUAAAAAUCUCGGAUACAAUGCCAUUCAACUCAUGGCAAUCAUGGAGCAUGCUUACUACGCGAGUUUCGGCUACCAAGUGAACAACUUUUUCGCGGCGAGCAGUCGAUACGGUCCUCCCGAGGACCUUAAAGAGCUUGUAGAUACAGCCCAUAGCCUGGGGCUUGUGGUCCUCCUCGAUAUAGUCCACAGCCACGCUUCCAAGAAUGUUCUUGACGGCUUGAAUCACUUUGAUGGAUCUGAUCAUCAAUACUUCCACGAGGGCGGAAAGGGCCGUCAUGACUUGUGGGACAGCAGGCUUUUCAAUUACGGACACCACGAAGUACUUCGUUUCCUGCUGAGCAACCUGCGCUUCUGGAUGGACGAGUACCAAUUUGAUGGUUUCCGCUUUGAUGGUGUAACAAGCAUGCUUUAUAUUCAUCACGGCAUUGGAACUGGAUUUUCCGGAGGAUAUCAUGAAUACUUUGGUGCAGAGGUCGACGAAGAAGGUGUUGUGUAUUUGAUGUUGGCGAAUGAGAUGCUUCACCAGCUAUACCCUGAAGUCAUUACUGUCGCCGAGGACGUAUCCGGCAUGCCUGCGUUAUGCCUACCUCUCAAACUCGGAGGUGUCGGGUUCGAUUACAGACUGGCCAUGGCUAUUCCGGAUAUGUGGAUCAAGAUCCUCAAGGAAAAGAAAGAUGAGGACUGGGACAUGGCCAAUAUUUGCUGGACACUAACGAACCGACGUCACGGAGAGAAGACGAUUGCCUACUGCGAAAGCCACGAUCAAGCCUUGGUGGGGGACAAGACUAUAAUGAUGCACCUUUGCGAUGCCGAAUUAUAUACGAACAUGUCUAAUUUGACUCCACUCACCCCGGUCAUCGACCGCGGAAUGGCUCUUCACAAGAUGAUCCGGCUUCUCACGCACGGUCUUGGCGGCGAAGGCUACUUGAACUUUGAGGGGAACGAGUUUGGUCAUCCCGAGUGGCUUGAUUUCCCUCGUGAGGGGAACCAGAAUUCAUUCUGGUACGCCAGGCGGCAGCUCAACCUCACCGAGGACCAUCUACUCCGCUACCAGUACUUAAAUCAGUUUGAUCGUUUGAUGAACUUGACGGAGGACAAGUAUGGAUGGCUACAUGCUCCUCAGGCGUACAUCUCGCUCAAGCACGAGGGCGACAAGGUCAUUGUCUUCGAGAGGGGCGGAGCCCUCUUCAUCUUCAACUUCCACCCCAGCCAGAGUUACGCAGAUUACCGGGUCGGUGUUGACGUGCCUGGCAUGUAUAAAUGUGUCCUCAACACCGAUUCUAAGGAGGUUGGUGGACAUGACCGUAUCGACAGCAAUACUAGAUACCACACGACGGCAAUGGAGUGGAACGGCCGGAAGAACUGGACUCACGUCUACGUUCCUUGCCGGACCGCUUUGGUUCUGGCUCUUGAGUAA
Scedosporium apiospermum is the source of this 2067-nucleotide messenger RNA. RefSeq lists its product as uncharacterized. Gene Ontology annotation, cellular component: cytoplasm. Gene Ontology annotation, biological process: glycogen biosynthetic process. Gene Ontology annotation, molecular function: hydrolase activity, hydrolyzing O-glycosyl compounds; 1,4-alpha-glucan branching enzyme activity; cation binding. The record is from RefSeq and is a predicted model, not a curated record. Bases 1 to 2067 code for a protein of 688 amino acids. The transcript has 8 exons. NCBI's taxonomy places the organism in Eukaryota, Fungi, Ascomycota, Sordariomycetes, Microascales, Microascaceae.